AUGGCAUCGAAUUAUAUUGUAUCUGCUCAGAAACCCACUGCAAUAACACAUGCGGUAGUCGGGAAUUUCACUGCACCUGGAGACUUGAAUUUAGUUCUUGCAAAAACUAACAGGAUUGAAUUAUUGUCGAUCACUCCAGCUGGUUUAAAGCCUUUUCGAGAGGUACCGAUUUUUGGAAGGAUAGCAGCAGUGAAGGCUUUUAGGCCCCCUAGUGAGAAUGUUGAUAGUCUCCUUGUGCUAACAGUAAAAUAUAAUUUGGCUAUUAUCUGCUGGGAUGAAAAUGGGGGACUGCGAACGCGAGCUUCAGGGAAUAUUGCAGAACGUGUUGGGAGGCCAUCGGAAACUGGCAUUAUAGCUUCUGUUCAUUCAUCUGGUUUAAUGGUAUUUCGACUCUACGAUGGACUUCUCAAGGUUGUUCAGUGGGCAGAUAACAAGGACCUAAGAUGUUAUAAUAUAAGAUGCGAUGACCUUUAUAUUAUCGACAUUGAUUUCUUGCAAGAUUCAGCCCAGCCGUCUGUUGUAUAUAUUUACCACGAUCAAAAUGGACGACAUUUGAAAGCCGCACCCGUCAACUCUCACGAAGAAUGCUUAACUUUGUGGAAACAAGAUAAUGUUGAGGCAGAUGCUUCAAUUGUUAUUCCUGUACCUCUUCCUUUUGGAGGCGUCAUUGUGAUUGGAGAAGAAUCUGUUUCUUACAUUAAGGAGCCUAAUAUUUUUGUGGCAAUUGCUCCGCCGCAAAUGCAUCAGUCAACAAUUAUAUGCUAUGGUCGAAUAGAUCGUGAUGGUCAACGCUUCCUUUUAGGAGAUCUUUUAGGACGUAUUUUUAUGUUGUUGCUUGAUUACGAAGUAACCUCUGAAGGAGGUCGGAAUGUUAAAGAUCUGAAACUUGAACUUCUUGGAGAAACAUCUAUUCCUGAAUGCAUAGUAUAUUUGGAUAAUGGGGUGGUUUUCAUUGGGUCUCGCUUUGGGGAUAGUCAGCUCAUUCGACUGACUACAGAACCGCUGGAAGAUGAUACCUUUAUCAUUCCAAUGGAGAAUUACGUAAAUUUGGCUCCAAUUCGUGACAUGGUUGUAAUCAAUCAAAACGGACAGAAAGAAGUGAUCACUUGCUCGGGAGGUUUUAAGGAUGGGUCUUUGCGUGUAAUUCGUAACGGCGUUGGGAUUGAAGAACUAGCUUCUGUGGAACUAGCCGGAAUCAAAUCGUUAUUUGCUUUGAAUGUUGAUUCUGAAAUGGACGAUUAUUUAGUAGUUGGUUUUAUUGGAGAAACUCAUAUCUUUAAAAUAUGUGGAGAAGAACUGGAUGACACGUCUCUCCCGGGGAUGUCCACGGAAGAAGCAACUCUUUGGGCAGGAAGAAUUGUUAAUGGUGGAAUCGUCCAAGUGACUCCAUCUCAGGUUAUACUCAUCCUGACUGACAAGUGUGACACAUGGAAACCACAACAGGAGAUUUCUGUUGUUUCUGCGAAUGAGAAAAGUGGCCAAAUCGUAGUAGCAUGUGGUAAUCAGCUCAGCUAUAUUCGUGUUACUGAUCAUAUCGAAAUUGUUGCCGCAGUUAAUUGUGACUAUGAGAUUGCUGCAAUAGACGUCGGUCAGAUUGGUGAUAAUGUUGAGUCAAAUCUAUGUGCUGUAAGUUAUUGGACAGAAAUGUCAGUCGCGUUGCGUUCCUUACCGGACUUGAAAGAAAUUGUGCGAGAAAAGGUAGCCAGCGAAAUGCUUGCGCGUUCUCUACUUAUAUAUUCUGUUGAAUCUGUUGUAUACUUGCUUGUAGCUCUUGGAGAUGGAACACUUCAUUAUUUUCAGAUUGAUCAGAAGACGGGAGCUUUGAUGGAACCGAAGAAAGCCACUUUGGGUACUCAGCCUACCACGCUAAAAAGAUUUUACUCUAAAGAAGUUUGUAAUGUUUUUGCAUGCAGUGAUAGGCCGGCCGUUAUAUAUCCAUCAAACCAAAAAUUGGUUUUUUCGAAUGUGAACUUAAAAUUAGUUUUCCAUAUGAGUCCACUGAACUCGGCAGCAUAUGAAGAUUGUCUAGUCAUGUCCGAUGGUCAAAUGCUUGUAAUUGGAAGGAUCGACGACAUACAAAAACUACGUAUUCGUACUGUGGAGCUUGGAGAGGGACCAGCGCGGAUAGCACAUCAGGCUGAAACUAAUACCCUUGCUGUACUAUUUUUGGGACCAGACGGUUGUCGUCGUUGCCGACCUUGUGCGUCAAAAUUAGCUGGAAGUACGUCUGGAAGUGUGAUUUCUUCUUCACCUCAGGACGAUGCGGAACAGAUUGAGGUUAACUCAGUUGUUAUAUUGGAUUCCAACACUUUUGAAGUGAUCCAUUCUCAUCAGUUUGCUGCUUCCGAAGUUGCACUGUCAUUAAAAUCCUGUAAACUUGGAGAUGAUCCGCAAGUUUACUAUGCGGUUGGCACUGCUAUGGGGAAGAUUUAUAUAUUUCAAAUGAAUCCUAUUUCUGAAGGGAAACGUUUGCGUCUGAUACAUGAGAAGGAAGUUAAGGGCGCGCCUUACUCUAUACAGAUUUUAAUGGGAAAGUUAGUUGUCGCUAUCAACAGUUGUGUCCGUUUGUUUGAGUGGACACAAGAUAAGGAACUUCGAUUAGAAUGUUCGGAUUUUGACAAUGUCACAGCUCUUUACCUUAAAACACGCGGCGAUCUUGUCUUGGUGGCUGAUUUAAUGCGAUCACUUUCACUCCUGUCGUAUAAGUCCAUGGAAUCUAGUUUUGAAAAGAUUGCCAGAGAUGUUGUCACCAACUGGAUGUCAGCAUGUGAAAUAAUCAACUCAGAGACUUUCUUGGGAGCAGAAAACUCGUAUAACUUAUUCACUGUAGUAAAAGACACAUCUGCAUUGAACCGAGAUGAAAGCACACGGCUCCAAGAAGCAGCUAUGUUUUAUUUGGGAGAAAUGGUUAACGUCUUUUGUCAUGGUUCACUAAUUUCUUCUCAUAUGGACACCAUGAGCCCUCCAGUCUCGACGCCAAUUCUAUACGGCACAUGUGACGGUGGAGUUGGCAUAAUAGUGCAGCUAGAUGCAGACUACUUUCAGUUCGUCCGUGAACUGGAGCGGAGAAUCGCAGGCGAAACAAAGAAUUGCAUGAGGAUUCCACAUAGCAGUUAUCGUUCGUUUGCUACUGAGAAACGUUUAGAACCAGCUAAUGGUUUUGUAGACGGUGACCUUGUCGAAAGUAUUCUAGACCUGCCUCGCGAAACUGUAGGGAAGAUUGUGGAAAACCUAAAAAUGCCUGAAGAACAAGAACCGAGGAAUGCUACAGUUGAAGAAGUAUUGAAGUUUGUUGAGGACCUCUCCAGGAUACACUAA
Molecule: messenger RNA, 3318 nt
Organism: Enterobius vermicularis (human pinworm)
Lineage: Eukaryota; Metazoa; Nematoda; Chromadorea; Rhabditida; Oxyuridae
Source: the annotation of a GenBank genome assembly